CUACAGCAGAACGGAGUCCAUUACUUCGUGGUAUAUUAACGCUCGCUAUCAGCCGGACAGAACUCAGUGUCUGCUAACGCUUCCUUCCCUGUGCAGCUCGAUCUCCGGAGCUCUCUCGCUCUAGGUAUAGAAUCCUAAGAAGUCAAAGUGCGCGCGCGGAUAUUUACUUUCCGGGUGGCCCUACAAAAUCUGCAUUCCUAGAUUGGACGCAUUGUUGUGUGGACGUGUGUUUGAUUGAAUCUACCUACGGUUUAGCGAGAAUUCUUCGUGGAUCUUUGCGCAUUUCUAUAUAUUGGCCUCGGCCGCAGUGAUAAGCGCAAACUAUUGAGUGAUUAAUUUUUAUCACUUAUCGCCGCGUUCUUGGAAGGCUUUUUGUAUUCCGGCGAUAAUAAAGCGUCUAAUGACAUCCGAUUAGUGCAUCUUGUGUGGGAAUGAUCGUUGUCUCUUCUUCUGUCGUUGUCGCCGCCGCCGUAGUUGUUGCAAGUGAUUUGUCAAUAAAAAUUGGAAGAUUAGCAGUGAUUGUGUCGCCAACAGCAACAGUAGCAAAUACCUUCGACCGAUAAGUGACUCCGGAGUGGCAAUUAGUGGUUGAUAAGUGACCUUCAUGAAACGACACUACUUCGUCCAGAUGAAUAACCAACAACGAAUGAGUCCCGUGGGGGUUUCCGCGGUCAGUUCCGGGGCUCCCAGUCUGGAAGCGAUUGGGUCCAAAGGAGGUGGGGGGACGGUCAAUGGGGGGUACGACGGGACCGAUGAUGUGGACCAGAGCCCACCGGAUUACGGGAUUGUGAAUAUCUAUCAACGGUCCAACGGGGAUCUGAGUAGUCUCGGUGGAAAGAGUAAGAACAUGUACGAAGGAAGCCACGAAAAGAGUGAAAGUGAUAAAGGGGGAAGCGGCGCGGACGAGGAUAGCGACAUCAUUACGGAGUACAUUGGACACUACGGACUGUGGCAGUUCUAUUGGACCUUCCUGCUGUGUUUGUUCCAGAUUCCGACGACCUUCCAUAUUUUUUGUCUUGUCUUCCAGGCCGCAAACCGCGACUUCUGGUGUGCCCGCCCCGCGCACCUUCGCUCGAUACCGCUGGAGCUGUGGCGCAACCUGACGCACCCCAACGGGGGUCAAUGUUCGCACGUGAACGCACCCUACCAGCAGCUGAGCGUGCAGAACUUCACCGACUACUUCGGUUCGGUGAACGUGUCUUCGCUAGAGCAGGUCAGCUGCAAUGGGUUCGAGUUCGAUUCGCGUAUUUUCGGCCAAACCGUGAUCACCGAGUUCGGGCUGGUGUGCGACCGGGCCCAGAUGAUGAGCAUCGUGGAGAUGUGCUUCCUGGCCGGGGCAGCGAUGGGCGCCGUCGGCAGUGGCUGGAUCUCGGAUCAAUUCGGCCGCCGGCACACGCUGAUGUGCUUCGCGCUGAUACAGGCCGUCACGGGCUUCCUGCUGGGAUUCGUCACCUCCCUGGAGCUGUACAUGGCCCUCCGUGUGAUCAUCGGUUUCGCUUCCAUGUCGGUGGCCGUCGUAAGCUUCGUGCUGGUCGUCGAGCUCGUCAGCGGCAAGUACCGGACAAUCAUCGGUAUCCUCAAUAUCCUUCCGGUGGCCAUCUCGUACGUUCUGGCAGCCGCUAUCGCUUUCUUCACCCGCGACUGGCGGUUGAUGCAAUUCGUAAUUACAACACCGGGAGCAUGUCUGCUGCUGAUGUGGUACUGGUGUCCGGAGUCUCCACGGUGGUUGCUGGCUAAGGGACGAAUUGAUGAACUGAAAGCAAUCAUCGAUCAGGCCGCCCGGGUCAACGGGUUCAAGCUUCCACCGGGAUACGAGAAAACACUCCAGGUCCCAGAAACGGAAACCAGUGGCGAUGUGGUAUCCGUGUUCGAUCUGUUUCGGAUGAAGUUCCUUAGAACAACCUUGGUCAUGCUGGUCGUCUGGUUCGGAAUCGUGCUGAUAUAUUUCGGAAUUACGCUGCACCUGAGUAACCUUGGAGGGGACAUCUACCUCAAUACUGUCCUUGCCGGUAGCGUUGAAUCGAUUGCCAUCUGCCUCAGCAUAGUGGUCGUGCUGAAGCUCGGAUUACGUGUUAAUUUAUUCCUCUACAUGGUCGUCGCCGGCCUGUCAUGCAUCCUGAUGAAUUUCAUCCCGGACGGGAACCUUUGGGUGAUAAUUUCGCUGGCUAUGAUAGUCAAGUGUUCCGUAGGGGCGUGCAAUGCUAUCAUUCCGACGUUUACGGCCUACCAAUAUCCUACCACCAUGAGGAACCUCGGGGUCGGUGCCGGCAACUUUGCCGCCGGCGUUGCGCUCAUCAUCGUGCCGUACCUGUGGCUGCUGGAGCACGUUGACCAGUAUCUGCCCAUUACGAUAAUGGGAGUGUUCAGCAUAAUCGGGGGCCUGGCUCUGCUGGCACUCAAGGAUAAGCUUAGCAAGAAGUAUCAGCAACGGCACCGGAGCGGUAGCGGAAGCGGAGCCAGUGUGGGGAGCAGUGUCACACGGUCCACCGAUGACGAUACGAGGCGCAUCGAGAAACACUUCCCACGAGACAACGUGGAAAAUGGACUGAGCAACAUCGGAUUCGCUCAAAACGAGAGCAUAUUUCUGUGAGAGGAUCGUGACUGCCGCCACCGCCGCUGUUGCAUGGGUCAGCAGGUCUCGAAAUUGUAAAUAGCUACUAGGUAUACGAACCGCAUGUGACUUGUUGGCGGACCCCCACUUCCUGCUCCUGGAGACCUCAUGGCUUGGCGGACAGUUAAUAUCAUUUGAUCGAGACGGGAAGGAGAGGGUCUGCAUACGGGUCUGAACAUACGAUUGCCGACGAUUGAUGACAGAGUACAAGAAACUUAAUUUUUAGUGUGGUUAAGGACAGAUGAAAGCAUUAUCAGACAUUGAUGGGUACGCUCCUCCUAACGGUCAGUCGUGUGUUUGGUAGAAGGGCUGGUUCCAAAUCAAUUGUCCACUGACGGACUGACAAAGCAAAGCGAGUGACUGCGUGAAGUGUUCGCGGGUCGGUUUAUCACGAAGUUAGCUAUUAACGAUAUUGUGUAGCAUGUGUGUAGUCCAGUUACCAGGGUGUAAAUGUAGUAGGAUGUAUGUUUUCUGCAAAAGGUAGUACAUAUGCUCUGCUUACUUUUUUAUUUGGAUAGACAGAGGUGUAGCGUUGCACGGAGCAGACUUCGGUCUGGUUCUUUGAAUAUAAGUGUAUUUUCCUUUCUUUGAUGGGUAAAACCCGAACUACACCGGUAUAUUACAUGAACAACGCAUUAAAAUGUGCUCUAGCUGCACGAGCGAUUCGCGAACUACUGAACCGAAGCAUAAACUGGAGACAAUAAUGGAGUUAAUGGCUAUUGCCUAGGAUUAUGAGAUGCACUCAAGUAUUACGUAUGCCAAGUAUAACUUCUGUAGGAUAUCACGUCGUCAGACUAUAUUGUUGUAGAUAUAAUGGAAAUGAUAUAAGUGAUUAAGAAUCUGUUUUACUAUAAAUAUAAAUAUGAUCGUUCAUCAACA
Molecule: messenger RNA, 3490 nt
Organism: Aedes albopictus (Asian tiger mosquito)
Lineage: Eukaryota; Metazoa; Arthropoda; Insecta; Diptera; Culicidae
Product: organic cation transporter protein
Exons: 7
Coding region: 605-2590 (661 amino acids)
Biological process (GO): transmembrane transport
Cellular component (GO): membrane
Molecular function (GO): transmembrane transporter activity
Source: RefSeq, a predicted model, not a curated record